AUGAGGGCUCAGCGCAAGUGCAAGCAGCUCAAGACGGACAUCACCACUCAUACGUCCCUCAUACGCAAUCAAGAGCGUGUCGCAGCCCGCCGGGCCAAGCACGUCGUACAGGAGGCCGCGAAGGCGGAGCGUCUGCGCGCGGAAGUCGCGCAGAAGCAGAACGCGCUCUACAAGCUUCAUUCCCGCCUAAGCGACCUCGAAGGGCGCAUCCCCGUCGCAGCCGUCCCUUAUCAGUCGCAUGGCACGACGCGGUGA
Molecule: messenger RNA, 255 nt
Organism: Trametes versicolor FP-101664 SS1
Lineage: Eukaryota; Fungi; Basidiomycota; Agaricomycetes; Polyporales; Polyporaceae
Exons: 2
Coding region: 1-255 (84 amino acids)
Source: RefSeq, a predicted model, not a curated record